Molecule: messenger RNA, 1061 nt
Organism: Chenopodium quinoa (quinoa)
Lineage: Eukaryota; Viridiplantae; Streptophyta; Magnoliopsida; Caryophyllales; Amaranthaceae
Exons: 3
Coding region: 492-890 (132 amino acids)
Source: RefSeq, a predicted model, not a curated record
GACCUAUGAGUACAUGCCUGAUAUUAGUGCUUUUGUGUUUUUUUUUUCUUUUUUUUAGGCAAUUUUAUUUCAUUCUCAGCGCUUCUCUUUCGGUCUUUCCGUUUAAACCCUAGACCUUUUCUUCUCCUCCUCCACUCUUUAUCUAUCUUCUUCAUCCCGCAAUCUCCUAAAUCGUUCUAACCUUCUAUGAUUUUUCUGCUGGAUUAUAGAGUUCCAUUUGAUUAUUGCUCGGAUAAGUUAUUGGCCGGAGGUAAAUCCUCAAAUUCUUUCUCCUUUUUUUUUCUCCUCUCUAUUCCAUCAUCAUUAUUGCUUGAAUUGAGACUUUCUUUGCCUUAAAUUCGAUCAAUUCCAAGUUUCAUGAAUUCAAUUUUAGGGUUUAGUUCUUUUUACAAUGUCAAUGUAAAUUGAUUUUGCAAAGACGGCGGUGUAGUCGGGUUUUCUGGGGAUGUUAGGGUAUUUGAUUCAAAAGAGGACUGUUUUAGCAGCUCUCAAUGCCUGUGUGUAUCAUAUUUGGCUUGCUAGAAAUCAUGCGUUUUGGGAAGAAGGCUAUUAUUAUCCCCUUGAAGCUGUGCAAAGAAAUCUGUAUUGAGGUGGUGGGUACAGUUCAACAGCUGAUUGAUAAUUCGUGGAGGAGGAAUCAUUACAAGUGGCUCCAGCUCUUAAAAAAUAGUAUUCCUGUUGGAUGUGCUGGGCUGGGUAGCUCUAGGGGCUGUCUGUUGCUAGCUGCAUCUAUUCAGUUGGGCUGCUGUGAAGGUCUUUUGUUGUGUGUGGCUGUUCCCAGGCUAUGUGCUGUUGGUUUGUGUUGUUCUGUUGUCUUAUCAUGGCCUGUGCUGUUGGGAUGGGCUGUUUUCUGGUGCAGUGCUGUGUGUUGCUGUGCUGCUGCUGGAUGAUGGGUUAGGUGGUGAUGCUUUACUGCAGUUUAGCUGUGAUGUAGUUAGAAGCUGUUGCUUUCUUUGUAGUGUUUUUGUUGUAGCUUAUGCUGUCUAAUUUAGUAAUUUUUCUUAUAGAUAACAAUGUACAAACUUCUAAUUUAUAUUAAUAAAUUAUGAAUUUUUUAAGAA